Molecule: messenger RNA, 739 nt
Organism: Thrips palmi
Lineage: Eukaryota; Metazoa; Arthropoda; Insecta; Thysanoptera; Thripidae
Exons: 4
Coding region: 338-739 (133 amino acids)
Source: RefSeq, a predicted model, not a curated record
GCCGAGCCGAGGGAGUCCUGCGGGAGUCCUGCGGGAGUCCUGGGCAUCCUCGCCGGCCUUCGCGCCUCGCCGCGCUGCCCCUCGAGUUCGAGUCCUGGCUGGCCCGCCCGCCUGCCCGCCACGCUGUCUCGCGGCCCCGAUGAAAACCCCGCGGCCAAAAGCGGCUUUCCCGUCGUCGUGGUGGUGGUGACGCCGUCGUGAUGCGACCCGGGCCGACGACGCCGACGUCCGAGGCCGCGCCAGCCGCGCCGCGCCGCGAGUGUGGUCCGUGUGGUCGUCGCUGAGCAUGCCUGGAUUUUGAACCGCGCCGACCCGGACGAGGAGACAAGAGGCCGUCAUGGACCGUCGCCUGAGCGGUGGCGGCGACCGCGGCGACCCGAGGGACGCCAGCAGCUCGAGCAGGACGCCGAUGGCCUGGCGCCACCGAGACCAGCUGUACCAGCAGCAGCAGGGCUACCAUGGCGAGCAGCUCUACUCCGCCCCCCGUUCGGGGCGCUCCAGCGUCGGGCAGCCCUCGCGGCCGCCCCGCACCGUGUCCCCGCCAGACACGCCGGACACCAGCAACUCGAGCAGCUUGUCCUCCGAGUCGCACGUCCCCGGCCUGCCCGGCAUGCAGCACUCGCCCCAGCACGCCUACGCCGCGUACGGCGGGUACGGCGGGGGCGGGUACGGCGGGCCGCCCCCGCCCAUGGCCGCGCACGCCAUGCCCAUGCCCGGCUGGGACGGCGAGCCGUCAUGA